Iphiclides podalirius (scarce swallowtail) is the source of this 603-nucleotide messenger RNA. The record is from the annotation of a GenBank genome assembly. NCBI's taxonomy places the organism in Eukaryota, Metazoa, Arthropoda, Insecta, Lepidoptera, Papilionidae.
AUGGCAGCCAAGCUGAAAAUAUUAGAGGACAAGCUAGCUGCUCAUUUAAAGGCCGAGAGGGACACAAAGAGGUCGCAAGAGCUUUGGGCAGCGGGAGCCUCUCUAUUGGCCGCCACGAAGAAGGGCUGUCCAUGCGUCAAGGUCGACAGACAACUGAAAGCUAUACAGAAGGCGUCUGGGGACGAAGACAAACUUGUGACGACUAUAAUGAAAACCAUACCCAAAGCGGCAUGGGAAAAGGGAGUGGUCACAGAAAGUGUUCUUAAAGAGCAAUAUUACAAGAUGGAAAAAAUCGCUCUCAAAGUGUCGUUGGUGGAGCAAGAAGGCUCGCCUCUGCCGGUUUCCGGUAUUCCCCAAAUAGAGGUUGACAAACCACCCAAGGAGCCGUCAAAAGACUUGGACACCUUCGAUCUGCUACAAAGGGCACGUUUUUGGAUAGAGAGGGGCGAUCUCGCGAUGGCUCUGCGGUACGUGGCCUCCUUGGAAGGGGCUUCCCUUGUGGCGGCUGAGACAUGGCUGAAGGCGGCGCGUACGUAUCUCGAGAUCCGGCAAGCGGCAGAGGCGGUGGUCGCUCAUGCGGCGGCCCUGGGACUACAGUACAUU